Molecule: messenger RNA, 2577 nt
Organism: Dendrobium catenatum
Lineage: Eukaryota; Viridiplantae; Streptophyta; Magnoliopsida; Asparagales; Orchidaceae
Exons: 8
Coding region: 1-2577 (858 amino acids)
Source: RefSeq, a predicted model, not a curated record
AUGUUUCAUCUAAAGUUUUUUAAUGGUUGUUCUAAGGUUCUUGAAGGAUUCAAUCAGAAUUUCAAAGGUCUGAAAGAAAAGCCGUUGAUCAUCAACGAGGGUGGAUUGUUGGACAAGAAAGUGAUUCCUGUUCACGUACAUGGUAAAGUUAAUCGUGAAAUUCUCUCAGAAUUUCCUAUUAUUGGUAGUACAGAGGAUGUGGUUAAUGUGGAUGUGGAUUUGUCUCUUAAGAAGGACGUUGGUCUGCCAGGGGAUGUGUCUGAAGUUGGUUUAGCCAAUUCUAAUUAUGAUGUGAAUAAGGUUGGAAUUGUGAAGGUUAAUUCGACUUUGAACAAACAACUGAAUGUGAGGGUUGAUAAUCUGGAUCUGGGUUCUUUCUUAUCUAUUGAUGGUAGAGUGGCUUUCCUUCAUGCUGAAAAGGAAUUGGAGAAUGCUAAAAAAAUGGAUAAAGCUAUUGUUGUGAAGAUCUUUGAUCCGGAGGCUUUAGAAAGUAUUCUUUCAGGAGGACCUUGGUGGAUUAGGGGGAAGUGUUGGGAUGAGGUAAACAUCUUCAGGAUUGCUUCUCUAGUUGGCAAGCCGUAUCUUCUGGAUAGGAAUAUGUUCCAGUGGAGUAGAAGGGAAUUUGCUCGAGUGAAGGGUUUAGCUGGAGAAUUUUUUCAGAAGGUAGAGUAUGAAGGGUUAUCUAAAAUCUGUUUGGAGUGUGGGAAAAUUAGGCAUGUUUCAAAAACAUGUACUGAUUUGAAGAAUAAGGUGGUUGUGGACUCAAACUUGUCUAAUCAUGCCGGUGUGGAUGGUGGAAAGAUCUCUCAAUUGGCUGCAGAGAAAUCUGUCAUUGAAGGUGGAAAGGAUAAAGACAACGCUUGGACUCAAGUGAACCAUGGGAAAAAAAGGUUUAAUAAGGUUGCUGCUAACAGAAGAUUUUUCAACAAAAAAUUUUCUGUCCCAAUGAAAAAGGUUUUUAUUCCUAAAACUGGAAUUUCUAAUUUGAAAGUGAUGGGUAAAUUGGAAAAGGAGCAAGAUAAAAGUAAUAAGGAGAUCUUCAUUCCUGGAACGGGCGUGAGUGAAGCUUGUAACAGUUCUGGAGUGAAAAUUCUUAACAAAUUUGAUGUCUUAUCUGAAUUAGAAGAAUUAAAUGAGGUGAAAGGCCCUGUGUUUGUUAAGGUGAAUGAUGUCGAGGAAGGGGAAAUUUUUAUUUCCAAUAUAGAAGUAGCUUUAAAUGGCUUUGUUGGAGGUGCAGAGGUGCAACCAGUGGAUUCUCAGAAGAAAACUAAGGAUUUGCCUGUUAAUAAUUUUUCAUUGGGUGGAAGUGAUUCUUAUAAUAAAAAGACUAAGCUUGUCAAAGAGCUUAAAUCCCUUGGAGGAGACAAGAAGGUGGAGGCUGCUCUAUUUCUUAAGGAGGUGAUCAAGGAUCAUGGAGUUUUAUUUAUUGGGCUUUUGGAAACGAAAAUUAACUCUCAGGAUAACAGCUACCUUUUGAAAUUUUUGGGUACGAAUUGGAAUUCUUUUGUAGUUCCAUUUGUUGGUUUGUCAGGUGGUAUAAUGGUGAUAUGGAGGAAUGAUUUAGUAGACUUUUCUGUUAUUGAAGCUUCUUCUCAGAUGAUUUUGGGUAAGUUGGAGGCUCACGGCAAAGGCAGCUGGAUUGUGGCUUCGGUGUAUGGCAGCACAGAUGCUAAUGAAAGGAAGAGACUUUGGAUUGAUAUUGAAAGGCAUUGUUCAACUGAUCUCCCUAUGGUAGUGGGAGGGGAUUUCAACUGUGUACUUUUCCAAUCUGAAAAAAGAGGAGGGAAAAAGUUUUGCUUAAAUCAAGGAUCGAAGGAUUUUAAUAACAUCAUGAUUAUCAAUGAUCUUCAUGAGGUGAGAUCGAUGGGGCCAAGCAUCCAUCUUGCUAUAGUUAAACACUUAUCCCGUAUAGCAUCGGAUCAUUGUCCUUUACUGUUGGAUAUCUUCAAACCUGUGAAGGCUGUUAAAAGGGAUAAUCGUUAUGAAGAAACAUGGGCGUCAUACCAUGGUGCAGUUGCUUUGGUGAAGAAAAUUUGGCUUAAAAACUAUUUGGGUGAUCCACCGUCUGCUCUCAAUUUAAAACUUAAGAGGACCUUAAGAGGUCUCUUUUAUUGGAGAAAGGCUAAGUUCAUGAACCUGAAUCUUUUAAGAGAUAAACUGAAAAAUGAAAAUUUGGAAAUUCAGUUGGAGGAGGAUGAAGGGUGGAUCUCUUUUGAUAGGUUACAGCUUUUGAGGUUUAAAAUUAAUGAACUCAAUGUGACUUUGGCUAGACUUAACACUUGGUGGAGACAAAGGGCUAAAGCAAGAUGGAUGGACAAAGGUGAUUGUAAUUCGUCUUUUUUUCAUACCUUUGACAAUGCUAGAAGAAGUAACAACUGGAUUAGUCAUAUAAAAACUAUGGAUGGUAUUAUUUCGGAAGAAGAGGCAGUUAUCCAGAAGACUCUUUCAGAUUUUUUCAAGUUGAAAUGGCAAUACAGAAAAUGCUCAUUAGAUGGGUGGCCGAAUCCAUCUACUGUCAUUAGUAAUGUUGACCAAAUUAUGCUUGAAGCUAAAUUUACUAGAGAGGAGUUACAGUAG